AUGACAAACGUGCGUGUGCCGUUCGUCAAACUGAAGCGGAAGUUGAGGUGUAUGCCCCGGGGUGUAACGGUAGGGCAGCAUGCUGCUUCCGAUGAGAGUACAGCCCCAGUCUCCUACCCCCAGCUCGGUGAAAGGUCAGGUACCCUAACUGCCGAGGAUCGAUCAGCUGCAGAAGGGACGGCUGGAUCCGAAUCGUUCAUUGAUCUCGACAUAAUGUGCACUAUUUCACGAGCACAACCUACAUUCUACACAUCAUUUAAGAGGUUUCUUCUGUCAAAGCUGCAAAUUAAAGCUCGUUGCCUCGUCGGACAUUCCUCCAGAAGAACCGAGAGGACUGCAGUGGCUGCCAUAGCGAAUGAGCCCCAUUGUGGAAGCUCUAUUAGCAAUCGUCAACGUGACUGGAAUGAAGGGAAGACAAUCGAGAAGAUGAAGCGAGUUCAGAAGUUGUUGAGCAGUGAUGGUUUAAGAGAGGUCGCGAGGAAGUACCCUCAAGUUAACAAGGUAUCCACUGCUAGGAGGUGCACCAGUCCCCGGUGCACCUACGAGGAAGCUUAAUGAGCUACUUCACUUUACCUUCUGACUCUUCGGCUACCACACGACCUUUGCUCAAGAAGAAGUGUAGAAUUGAUGGGAAGAAUUAAAGAUAUUAGUGCUCGAAAGUUAGUAGGCUUUUGAAUC
Molecule: messenger RNA, 678 nt
Organism: Nezara viridula (southern green stink bug)
Lineage: Eukaryota; Metazoa; Arthropoda; Insecta; Hemiptera; Pentatomidae
Source: the annotation of a GenBank genome assembly